Molecule: messenger RNA, 18240 nt
Organism: Caenorhabditis auriculariae
Lineage: Eukaryota; Metazoa; Nematoda; Chromadorea; Rhabditida; Rhabditidae
Source: the annotation of a GenBank genome assembly
AUGAUUGCGGUACGGUACGGAGAUGGGGCCACCAUUACCUGAAAACUGAAAAGUAUGAGCUGUAACUUCAAACACAUGAUAAGUGAGCAUGAAAGAACGAUAUAAACAAAAAAAUUCAAAGGCCAGUCCUUUGUGCAAAAAGCAGCGAUCAAACAAAAAACGGUUUCAAUAUUUAUUUGUCACCCUGUACAUCGAAUCCCUAAAGAUCCAAUCGAUCCAAAUGAAACCAACAAUCCUUUCAGCUGAUCCGCGUGUCCGAAGACCAUCCAUCAGGUCCGUUGCUCGUCGGUGGACACGACGCCGUCCACUUCGACAACUCCGACAAGACAAAGCUUCAAGACGCCUUUCACACCCAUGUGGAGCAGUCAGAACGUCCUCGACGAUCGAGAACAGCCAGCACCUCGACACCAACCUUCGCCCGCCCCAGUGACAACGUUAUCGAUCUGGAGUUUACACAGUCGUUGGCUGGGACACGGCGACGGUUCGCCGACCUUCGCAAACGGACGUCGACGACGACGACGACGCGAACGGAGACCGAAACGGAGCGAAGGACUCGUCGCGAUUCUCACGAUCGCCGAGUUCAGAGGCACAGAAGUCUGCCUGAGGUUCACACGCUGUACUACCGGAAGUUUGUCGAGAAGAGCACCGAGGAGCUAGUUCCGCGGAGGAAGACGUCGAUGCCAAGGAGCGAGGAUUUUUCGGACGAUGGCAGCGUUAUCAUCCAUUCGGAAGAAGACAAUUCGAGAAUCGCUUCAACUUCUGAGAGGUGGGUUCUGAGUGGAGUAGGUGUAUUUCUUCAAGCAUUAUCGAAAACAUAGUCGCUUCCCACGUUUUAAAAGAGUUUCCGGCGAAAUUUUGAAAAGUUCUGGUAGAGCAAAGAAGUUGAAGCUUUUUACGGUUAAGAUUUCUCAAAAACCGAACAUGUUUCAGCCGUCCAUCUCCGCGCAAACAAAUCAGCCGCGAAGAAUCGCUUCAUUAUUACCGAGAUGAUGACGAUGAAGAUGACGUCAGACCAAAUGGAGACGUCAGAAAGGAAUACGUCAUCACCUCCAAGCAAGAAAGCACUGAAGAGAUCAUCAAAAAGAAGCGGUUUGUUUCAAAUUUAUUUUUAAGCGUUUCAAAGAGUUUGGGGAUUACUUUUGAUUCGUAGUUUUACCGAAAAAAAUUUUUUUCAUUUCAUUUUGUUGUGGAAAAAAAUUCAAAGUUCAAUUGAACUUUCAAAUGAUAUUUUUUUCAAUUUUUUUAGACCCUUACCCAACUCAAAAAAUAAUUUGGAAACAGUUUUAAAUACCUUUCCGGCAAAAAAAAUUUAAUAAAAUUUUUUUUCCCUAUAGAAAGUCAACAAAGAAAAGUCGAUGUAUGAUUUCUUUUUUGUAAACAUUCAAAAUGACCUUAGUUUUGGAUGAACAGACAAUAAAAAAAAACAACAUUCAUUGACGUUUUUGGUCUCCUCGACACCUAUACUUCGAGAUUUCUGAUGCCGAAUUCCGGUUUCUUUUUCUGUUGGUUGGUGGUAGUGGCAUCGCCGACUUUUGCUUUAUUGAUAGCCCCACAUUUUUCUUUCCCUUUUCGGCAUUGUAACACUGUUCCAGUUGGUUUAGGAGUUAUCCAAGUGUUUAUUUGUUUUGUUUCAUGGAUUGUUCAUAUUUUUGUACUUGCAAGUUCAACCAGAACUUCAGAAAUUCCUCUAUGUCGGCUCAUAUUAUUUUCGAAGUAUUUGAUAAAUUUUCUGUGAGUACCAGUCUACAAAAACCUCUAGUCCUUGUGAUUUGACGCCUCAAAUUUUAUUUUUCUUGCAAGAAUUGAACUCUCCGUUCUCGAAAACUGAACAUCUCUGAAAUUUGAGACUUGAAGAAAAUUAAUUCAGUGCAUCAAGGAUAAUUCCGACCAAUCUUCAAAAUUUUCCUAACAUCUUCUUUUUUCGGUCACUCUAGGUUUACUGAGAUUCAAAACAGAAAUUUCGCCAUUUCUGGACGCAUGACGCUACUUUGAUUCAUUUAUUUGAUUCUUUUCAUUUUAAAAAGUUGAUCAUGAUAAACUGAUAUUUUUUCAGACACGAGCUGAUAGUACCUCUGGAGAUGGAGUCAGGCGUGACGUCAGUCUCUCUGAACGACCUCUCAUCCCAAAAACUCGGAGUGACGAGCAUUUCAAUGAACAACACCGCCACAGACACCUCCAUUGACUCCUCAACAUCUCCAGAAGUGCACAACAUCCGGAUCGACGUCAUCGGCCCCUCGAGAUCUCCGUCAAACUCCUCCAGAAGUCGCUCAACCUCGACGUCGGCCAAUCUCGGAUCAUCUGAGGUCGUGUUCGUCCGAGAUGAGCCACGACGUCGGAGCCGGAGCGCAUCAGGAGGCGUGGCACCGCCAAAGCCGCCACGUCGGACUCGCUGGCAGAUCGUCGACGUCGAAACGACUCCGAGCAACGGGUCACUCCAUGAAGGCCCACUAUUCACCUCGACGCCUAUACCGACGCUGGAACGACGUGGAAUCGAGGAGCAGAGAACAGUUAGAAAGGUCAGCAAGUUAGAUGUGCAUUAGGAAUGGCUAGGUUGCGUUGCGGUCGCGUGGCGCUGAUUCACAAGUCUUAACCGAAAUCAACCCAGAAAAUCGAUCCAUUUUUCAAACGCAUAUGGAAGUUCUGAAAGACUGUAGCCAUAUGGAAUUCGCCCUUUGACUCAAAAAUAUCACAACUUUAUUCUGACUUGAAGAAUCGUGUUAUCCAUUUCUGAUCCGCUAAAUUUCCAUUAAGAGCCAUCACAUCGAGGAAUUUUGGUUCAGUAGAAAAUCUAUGUAAACUUGGAAGGUAAUGGCUAUAGAGAAAACUGUAAAUGAACUCGACACGAAGACUUCACAGAAUCAAGAAGGAAUUUCAAAAAAAGAGAAUAUCACUUCGCGACCGCAACGCAACCUAUCCAUUCUCCUUGCUUAACUGAAGAAACCAGAGUAGCUUAAUGAAACAAUCAAUUGCAGAUCAGUCGGCCGCCUGACAUCAAAAUCGACGAAUGCGACUCUCAAAUCAUCAACAGGUCUAGGUGAGUCGUAACAUAAACAGUCGUUCUUGUUUAUUUCCAGGUAAAUUCCUCCAUUUUGUUGACUUGACAUCAAACCAUCAUUUAGUUCCAGUUCAACCUUGCUAGGCGGAAAUUUUUGGCUGGCUUUCUCUAAAAACCUUAUUCAUGAGGAAAAAAAGUCUUGAAAUCUCAUUUUUUCACUGGACCCAUCUUUUAAAAUGUUCAAGAACUUUGUCUAUUUAAGUUAGAAGAAAUAUUUUUUAGUUGAGUAAAACCGGGAAAAGCGUCGUUUCUUUGCAAUUUUCCUCUGUUUUCACAGCUCUGAAGAUUCAGAUCGCCUACACGAAAGCCAUCGACUCCAAUAAUCGUUGUGAAUCAGUCCCCAUCACGACGAGGCUCUGGAGAUCUACUAAAGGACACGGAAAAACGAAGAAAGUCCACAGUAACUGACAUCGAUUGGUUCGCCGCUUUCAAUAUGAAGGUUUCUUAUUUUCAUUUCUCCUAAAGUCCGAUAUUUUCUAAAUUAUUUGGCGUGAAAUUUUUGAUCUUAAAAGUUUGGACGACUUCAGAAACGUGUGUUUUAUCUGUUAUUUUUUAUUCUAAAAAAUGUUUUGAGAGUUCUCCUUUCUCUGAGAUAGUCUACGUUUCGACCGACCAACAUAAGGAAGCAGACUUCAAAUUUUGUGUUUCGUUCUCCUCCUGACCAGAUUAGAAAAAAGACAUUAUGAAACACUGACAUUGGGAAAAAGUGAGAUUGGUCAAGUGGUUAAAAGUUUUGAUCAUAAUCCUUGAGGUUCCAGGAUCAAUCUCUUCCGAGGCUCAAACGUUUUGGCUCUUUUUUUUAAGAAAAAGUCUCAUUUGAAAACACCUAGAAACGAUUAUUUUUUUAAUGUUUAUUUUUUUUUCCUUCGAGGUGCUUAGUCAUCUUACACGAUAAAAUAAAAGCAGGACAGCAAUAAAUAUUUACUUAGCUUAACAAAACGAUAGAAAUAUCUUUUUUUUCCAAUGUGUUCUAUAGAUUUCCGUUGCCAUCGAUUCGAACCCGAAAAAAAAACUGAGAUAGGAAAAUAAACGGCGUGAAAAGCGGGUCAGAUUACCGACGGUUUUUCUCGUUUUGGUUUGUAACAAACUGCAAAAAAAGAGUAGUUGUUUGGUCGGCAGUCAUGUUCUUCGCCUCCCUUUUCAGCAGGAAGAAGAAGGUUCUUGUUUUCUGAUUUUAAAUCUUAAAAAUCGAAUGUUUCGGUUUAUAAAAUAGCUAUUUUAUCAAAAAAUGAUUUUAAAAAUUGAGAUUUCCCACAAGAAAAAAACAAUGAACUUCAUUAGAAAAAAAGGUGAUCUCAUUAAUUUGAAAAAUUAAAAAAAUUAUUUUUCCCGAUAAAGAAAUUCUUUACGUUGAAUAGCAGAAAUCGCUACUUAAAUUUAAAAUCCAGGCCUUGAAAUAUCAGUUUAAAGCGAUAAAACAAAGUUGAUUCUACUAAUUUUAGCUUCUAAAAAUGAUUUUCAAUGUUAAAAUGAAUUCUAAAUUCCAAAUUUAGGAGCCAAAAUCGCCACGUGGCAGCCACAAGUCAGAAGCUAGCGACGAUCGGACUUCAAUCAAAGCGACGACAAAACGAAGGUUCUUAGAAAAUUCAAAACGCACUCAAUAAAGAAUGUUUUUUCCAGAUCUUCUAUACCCGCCUCAACUUCACGACUACCGCCAUCAGAUAUCGAUCUCAAUCAGGUACUUUUGAGCUUGACUCAAUUUUUUUUACCUGAAAAGCUUUCUAGUUUUUCCGUUGAGUUAAAAAUGAAAUUUGUCGAAUUUUAAGUGGGAUUUCCCACUCAUCCAUUCGCAUGAUUGACUUCACAAGAAGAAAGUUUUCUAAUUUUACAAAAUUAACAACAAAGAAUGAAAUUCAAAGACGAGAAUCAAGUCUUCAAAAUCGAAUUUGGAACUCUUUCUGAACGGGUUCGUGAAGAGGAAAAUUAUGAUAAUUUCUCCUUUAAUCGUGAAAUGUAGAAUAUUCGAACGUAGACUCUAUAAAAUAUCAUAUUCACCCACUUGAUUGAGGUAUUUGCCUGCACCUCGACCAAAUCAACGAAAGAGGAGCGUUGCGAGUGCAACGCCUGCAAAAUCACUCGACUCAGCGACGCCGAACGAGAGAAAUGGAGAGCACAACGAAAAUCUUCAGAAGGUCAAAAUGGCGCCGUCAACUAUGCGGUUGGUUUUGAGCUUUUGGAAUAGUUUCACGUAGUUCUUUAAAAAAAUAUCAAUGUACCUUAUAAGUUUUGUGCAUAGGUAGAGCAAUCGGUGCUACGACAAGGACGAGUUUUCUAUUUCGGAAAAGUACUGUAGGUAAAAGUCCGCAUUCUGAGUUGUUCACGUUGUGUGCUUGCACUAUUGUUGCGUGAUGUUAUGUUGUGAUUUUGAAUUUCAUGGUACAUUUCGAGGCUCAAGCAGAAAAUAUGAAUCCAUUUUAGAACUUUAUCAAAUUAAAAAUUUAAAAAUUUGAGAUGAAGAUCAUGAAUGAAAAUGAAGACUUGUAUGGACUUCAGUCAGCUUUUUCUCUAUUUAAAAUUUUUCUGAAGCUCCAUCCAAUUUAUAAAAAUUCAGGAAUCCUCCAAAACCCUGCCAUCUCGUUAUCGCACCUCUUCCGCUCACAUUCGCCUCGACGACGUCUUCAACAAAAAUAAAAAGACGUCAAGCUCAAGUCCACCGCCCACAGACCAUCUCGACUUGGAAGAAGUCUUCCGGACCAAAGAGGACACCUCCGAGACGCCGGUACCAGCACCAAGGCCCAGGAGGAAGCAGUCGCUGUCGCAGCUUCAGGCCGAGACGACGUCCGCCGUCUCCUCUGGAUCGGAGGAGCAGAAGACGUUAGCUCCCGAGAUCGACCCUACAGAGGUGACGGCUACAAGUCGGUCGGAUCGCACUAACCAAACAUCUGUCGCUUCCCAUACUUUGCAUGCCAAUGAGUUGACUAAUGGGGGAGAUUCUUUAGUUGAAAAUAAGCCGGAGCCAACGCGAAGGACGUCAGUGACAAGGAGAAUCAGCAUCGACGAUACACCAAGGAGAAGGUCUUCCGCGACUUCAGAUAAAACCAAGCCUUCUAAGAAGUCUAGUGUGGUUCUGCCGCCUUCGGACGUUAGCCUCGACGACAUCUUCUCAGCACUUGCUCCUCAAGAAAAAAGACGUUCAACUGCGACAAUAGUUCUUGAAGAAGAAGUUCCUUCAACAUCAAAGUCAGAGAAGAAUAACAAGAAUGAAAAGAAACCAAGAUCUAGCUCUGGUUCUUCAUUAGAUGUCGAAAAGAAGAAAGCUCCGUUGAGAUCGAAGCAAGACAAGCAAAAAGAGAGCAGAAACUCGAGUUCAAGCUCAAGCUCGAGUUCCUGCAGCUCUUCAGCAGAUGAAGGCGCGAAGAAAAAGUCCAAAAAAGCCUUAAAAGAGUUGGCGCAAUCAACAUCACAGAUUGAUCAAACGAAAAAGCAGAAAAAGUCAAAGUCAAGGUCUAGUUCGAGUUCAUCCAGUUCCAGCUCAUCAGAAGACGUCGAAAAGAAUAAGAAGUCGAUAAAAAACCUGGAUUUGGAGGCGCCGUCAACAUCAAAGCUCAAUGAGCCGACAAAGGAAAAACUUAAGACGAGGUCCAGCUCAAGCACAAGUUCGUCUAGUUCCAGUUCCUCUUCAGACGCUGAUGAAAAGAAAAAGUCUCGAAAGUUCCUACCAGAAGAGGUGCCAUCAAAAUCGAAGUCAGAAAAGUCCAAAAAGAAGAAAUCAAGGUCAAGCUCAAGCUCAAGUUCCUCCAGCUCCAGCUCCUCAUCAGCUGCUGAUAAUAAAAAGAAGUCGGCAAAAGUCCUUAGAAUAGAGGCGCCGUCAACCUCAAAAUCAGUCAAAACGAAGAAGGAGAAGUCGAGGUCCAGCACCAGCUCAGCAGCAUUUACCGAGAAAAAGAAGUCCGAAAAAGACGAGCCAAAAACCUACAUUGUCACCAGAUCCCAAAGAAUUCAAGAUGUCGAGCCCACCAAAUUCGUCGAGGACCCAACCAGACCCCCGCGACGUCUCAAAGAAGAACUUGAGCCUUCCGCUGCAAGUCAGGAGGCUUCCAAGAUUUCAGAAGACGUAGCUUCGGAAGUGAAACGUUUCGAGAAACGAAUCGAAGAGUACGAGCACAACAUCAAGGAAGUUGAAGCGCAGGCAAAGCAAAAUCAAGAGGAAAACGAUAAAGGGUACAAAGUUCCUGAAGACGCCGUCGUGCCUCCUGUCAAAAUUGAUAUGAGCUCAGUUUUCCGGAAAGCGUCCAAUGACAGCCGACAAUCAACCGAUUCGCAAAGGAGAUUCAGAAGAGAGCAGAAAGUCAUCAAAGAAAACUCUCUGGAGCUGAAGAAGAGUCUUGAACAACGAGAUGCGCUGGCGGAGAGGCGGAAACAUGAAAGGAAAGAUGAUACGAAAAGUCUUGAAGACGUGAAACUUCCCGCUGCUGAUAUCAGCAUGGCCUCAGUUUUUGGCAAAUCUCCAAGACAAGAGAGUUCAACGAGCAGCAGUGAAGACAAAAGAUCCGGAGAAGUUGAGCAACGUUCGGACGAAAAGCCUGUUUAUAAGGAGUCGAAGAAGAUCAGAAGCGAAACUGAUAAAGAAGAUUUAGGGAGCCCAGAAGACGUAAAACUUCUUGCUGCUGAUGUCAGCCUGGAUUCGGUUUUCGACAAGUCUUCAGAACAAGAAAGAUCGAAAACUAAAAUUAAAGAGAGAAGGGUCGUGGAAGUCCAGCAACAACAGGACGACAAGAGAAAAUCUUCUAAUAGGGCCCAAGAGCUGGUGAAAGCUACAGAACGUCGCCAGGAGAGCAAAGUGAAAACAAAUAUCAUUGAAGACGAAAAACUCCCUGCUUCUGACAUUAGUCUAGACUCAAUCUUCGGUACAUCUCCGAGUAAAGAACCAUCACAGAAUAAGACGAAAGAAAAGGACUUCUCAAGAGUUAGCAGCGUAGAAAACUCUCCCACUAAUGAUCGAGAGCAUCAGAACAAAGAACGCCCAACGAAAAAUGCUAGAGAAAGGUCUCCAGUUCGCAUUCAGGAAGACAAUGUUGAAAAUGACGUCAAGGACCUUGAAGACGUGAAACUGCCUCCGGCCGCCAUCAGUUUAGACUCGAUCUUCAAUGAGUCAUCUGUCGAAAAAUUCCCAAGCGAAAAGUCGAGAAAGAAAAGUUCUUCGAGUAGUAGUAGCGAGAGCAGUUCUCAAAACGAGCAAGAUCGUCAGGACGACAGACGGAGGCCUUCAGAGAGUGAAGAUAGAGAAACGCCUUCUAUACGUUUUCAGAAAAAUGAAGCUGAAGAAGACAUCAAGAACCUUGAAGAUGUCAAACUACCGCCUGCUGAUAUCAGCUUAGACUCGAUUUUCAGUUCGUCUUCUGAAACUAAAAAACCGCAGAAAGAUGAACAGCCAAGUCACACAGAUCAAAGUAGAUCCAAAACACUUCAAGAAGGCUCAAAAAUAACUCUUAACAAGACAACCACAGAAAACGCUGGAGAUAGGUCUUCAUUAUCCAUUCAAAAAGAAGACGUCAAGCUUCCCACUGGUGACAUCGAUCUGAACGAAAUUUUCAGCACGUCUUCAAAAGGAGAGCCGCGGCAAGGAGACCAGCCAAAUACAUUUAAUAAUGAAGUGAACCCUUCUGAAAAGCAGCAACAUCAGAAAAACAGAGAAAGAUCGUCCAGCAAAGAAGCAGUGAAAGUCGAAGCUCAAGACCGUCGUCAGGAGGUAGAAAAAGACACAGAGGUCCUCGAAGACGUAAAACUUCCUCCAGCCGACAUCAGCCUAGAUUCAAUUUUCGGCUCGUCUCCAAACGAAGAGAAACCAUUGGAGAAGUCAAGAAAAAAAAGCUCCUCAGGUAGUAGAAGUGGCGAAACCAGUUCCAACGAUGAAAAAGACCGUCCGAAGAAAGCACAAAGAAGUUUUGACGCUGAAAGAAAAUCUCCCGUUCGUCAUCAGAGAGAAGAAGAAGAAGAUAAUACUGAAAACCUUGAGGACGUCAAGUUACCUCCUGCUGAUGUCAGUUUAGACUCAAUUUUCGGGAAUUCUGAAAAGAAAGAAAAAGUAAGCGAAGAGAGCAUAUCUGAAGUGCCUCACCGUCCCAGAAAGAUGGAAGCUAGAGAAAGAUCUCCGGAGCGACCUCAAGAAGACAAAGAUAAAGAGGACGUCAAAUUUCCUGAAGACGUCAAGCUUUCUAAUGCCGAUAUCGACAUUGAAUCCAUCUUUGGCACUUCUUCGGGAACUACAGCAAGCCGCCAGGAUGAAAAAGUGAAGGAAAAAUUACAGGAAAAAUUGGAAGACAAAAGCGAUUCUGAACAACAUCGUCGUCAGGACAGCCAGGAAAUUUCUACUCAUAAGGAAGAAGUUCGAGUAAAUUCGACGAAGCAGCAGAAGGAUGAGGUCAAAGAAGACGUCAAGCUUGCUGCUACCGACAUCGACAUGGACUCAAUUUUCAGCACGUCUGCAGACAAAGAACCAAGUGCCGAUGAAGGAAAGAGUUCAGAAAGAAGGAGAGUUGAAUCGCUCAGCAAGAAAGAUGCAACUGAAGCUGUAGAAACUCAUCAAAAACCAAGAAAACCGCAAAGGAAAGCCUCAACAGACAGCAGCAAGUUUGAAAAGUUGGAACCUUCUGAAAUCGAUCUCGAGUUGGUCUUCCAACCGUUGAAAAAUGCUGAAAAAGAGCAUAAUGCAGAAUCACAAAACUUUGAACAUCGACAAGAAGUGUCAAUAAGGGAGAAAAUGGAAAAAAGCUUGAGGGAACCGAAAAACGAGAAGCUGAAAAAUAAAGACAACAAGAGAGCAUCUUCAAGUUCGGACUCUUCUUCUAGCAGUUCCGAUGAAGAGAAGAAAAAGGCAGAUGUUAGAAAGAAGAAGAAAAAUCAAAAUGGCUUCGUGAACGACGUCUUUUGUGGAGAAGAUCGAUCAGAAGCAAAUCUGAAAGAUGAGAAACAAGAAAAGAGGAAGAAGAGCCACAAGAAGUCAUCUUCAAGUUCAAGUUCUUCUUCCAGCAGCAGCUCUGAUGAAGAAAAAAAGUCAAGCGUCAAGAAGAAGGAGAAAAAUCUGAGCCCCUCCAAGAUCAACCUUGACGAUGUAUUCGCUGGAGAAGGCCGAUCAGAACCAAGUCGGAAAGAGCCGAAAAAAGUUAAAUCGAAAAAAGACUCCAGUAGGUCUUCUUCCAGUUCAAGCCGCUCUUCUAACAGUUCUGAUGAGAAGAAAAAAAGCUCAAAGCUGAAGAAUAAAAACAAGAAACAAGAGAAAAUCGAUAUCGACGACGUCUUGGCCGGCCAAGAAAAGUCUGAAGAAAAUAGGAAGAAACCGAAGAAAGAGAAGCUGAAAAAGAGAGAUCACAAAAAAUCAUCUUCAAGCAGUUCUGAUGAAGACACGAAAAGUGAGAAAAUGAAUACCGACCUCAACCUUGACGACGUCUUUUCCGAACAGAAAGUACCAGAUGGACGACCAGAACUCCGAAAAAAUUCUGAAACUGCAAAGCAGCCAAGAUCCAUAGUUGACGACUCCACUCAAGAAAUGACUCUUGACGACUUUUUCUACGACUCUGUCAACCGCCGGACGAGUAUGAUCAUCAAAUCUGAAGUCGACGAGAUCAAACAAUCGCAGAAACAAUUUGAGAAAAAUCUGCAUGAGCGCAAAAAUAUUGAAGCCGUUCUCCAAGCCAAAGAAGGUGAUGCUCCAGAGUCUUCCGAAGACGUCGACUUGCCACCAUCGAAAUUUGAUGUCGAGGAAGUCUUCAACACUGCUCCAAGGAAAGAAGAGAAGAAAGAAAAUGACGAAAUAAGCCAAGAGGUCGAUUUGAUCAACCAACGAGCUUCAGAGUUCAAGCACAACCUGAGUGAGAGAAAGCUCGUCAAGGAGCAUAACAAGGUGGUCGAAGAAGAAAAAAAGGAAGAAUCUGUUGUGGAUAUAGACCUACCGGCGUCAGAUUUGAAACUAGAAGAUAUUCUGAGAUCUGAAGUUGUCAAGGACGAUUCCGGAGACGAGAUCAAAAAGGAGAUUCAGAUUAUCAAGCAGGCGUCUGAGAGCUUCAAAGAGAGCUUGCAUGAGCGGGAGCAGUUGGUGGCAAGAAAGGCGGCUGAAAAAGAGGAAGUGGCAAAGUCUGACCUGAAACCUUCAAAAAUCGACGUUGAGGAAGUCUUCGAAGAACUAAAAGAAGCCAAGUCUGGGCAUUGGAAGAGCCACUUCCCAAAACAAUCUGAAGAAGAGCCGAAAGAUCAACAAGAACAAAAAGAAGAACUUCCACCCUCAGAAAUCAGCCUGGACGACAUCUUCUCGAAAAAAGAAACUGCAGCGGGCGUUAUUCCAACGGAGACGCCUCCCAAUUCAGAUUCCGAAAUUGAGAACCGAUCUCCCGAUGAGUCUUUCGAGGAUCACACCAAGUCCGAUAAAGUCACUGUCAAUGUCAAUUUGGACGAAGUUUUCGGGUCUCCUCCAGCGACCGUACUGUCAAACUCAUCUACACCGGAGACACGCUUCAAGAAUCAUCAGAAGGCGAAUUCGGAAGUAGUCAGCGCAGAACCGUCAGAAGAUUGGCUGAAAGGUUUGGGAGCUGAAGCUAAGUCUGAACCAAGCUCUAAGUUUGGCGCCGAGUUCCAGCCUAACUCCACCUCAAAAAAUGAAUCUGAAUCCAUGCCCAACUCUGAUUCAAUCUUUGAAGAAGAGUCAGUGUCACAGUUGGAUUCGAACAUCAAAAGGGAGGACAGGCCUACCUCCACACCAAAUCUUGGAGACGACUCCAAACCAAACUCCACUCCGAACCUCGGUCAUCCGUCUCCUAGCAUCGCAUCAUCCCAAGUUAGGUACGAAUGGGUAGCUGAACUUGUCGGAUCCGCCAAAGAAGACGUCAAAGAAGAUUCUGAACAAGUCCAAAUCGAAGAACUCGACGAAAUCGAGUCGGUCCCCGUCCACUCCAAGAAAGACGACUCCACCUGGGUAUCAAGCAUCGUUUACCGACCUUCGCCCCCAGAAAAUCGACGGAACUUCGCAAUCUCGAAAUCGGCAAGGACAUCGAGAAUUGAGGAUUCUGAAGAGCCAACAAGCAGCGAUGUAUCUUGGGUUAAGCAAAGGAUUGAGGAGAUCUCCGAGUAUAAGCAAGAAGACGUCGAAUUGUCAUAUCCAUCGACGUCCAGGGCUUCUGAAGAGACGAAAGAAGACGAUCGGCUGCUCGACGACAUAAUCAUUAGAAUAGGUGCCAGAAAGCUGUCAGGAGAUGAGCUGGAACAGCUUCGACGAGACUGGAAGCAGAGACGAGAAGCGUUCCGUCGAAGACAAGUUUGUUGAAUUUUUACAAUCUUAGAUUUCAAUCAUCAAAACUUGGAACCUCCUAGUCGCAUUUAGAAUGGCGCAAAACGUUGCGGUCGCGCUGCGGUUAAAAAAUAAAAUUUUUCAAGGCGUUUUAUGAUGAAGGCAUUCCCCGUGCGACCAACGUGUUUCAAGUUUUUGGUUCAAAAAAAUUUAUUAUAUUUUUUUAAAUCUUAUUUUGGUUAUUUUUUUCAAUUGAAAAUGCAUAUUUGGGGAGACUAAUAACUUUAAUUUUUCUUUGUCGAAAAACAAACAGAAAAAAAAGUUAAUGAGACCUUUGCAAGAUGCAUGAUAUGCAAAAAAAAAUUCCAAAAAAGCUUCGAGUGGCCACUUGAGAGAAAUUUUCAAAUGAGCCGAGUUUUCAUUCAAAUUCACGCCAGUCAGAAAAAAAGACUUGCUUCAUGAAAAAUAUUCUUGAAUUGGGGCUCGCUGGGUCAGCUGUAAAUACACUAAGUGAACACUUGAAGUUAUUUUUUCGAGUUGUCAUUCUUUUGCGAGACCGCUUCAAAAUCAGUCAGCCUGGCCAAUGAAAAAGGGGAUAUCUUUCAAUAAGUUCAGACUAACUAACUUUGAGUUCUAAACAUUUUCUAUGAUCAUUUGGUUCUCCAACAAGCUUUUUUCGAAUUCUAGGUCGAGAAAAAACGAGUCUCAACUUCUGGAGACAUUCCUCUAGACCAGGUCUUCAAGCCAUCCGAAGCGAAUCUCGACGUCGACGUCGCCACGACUUCAAGCGCCAGCGUCGCCGCCAACCGCCCAGCUCCGACAGAAACCGUCACAUCAUCCCCACUUCACGUGACGACUUCUGAACUCGAAGAAGACCUGCCGAGGACGCCGAAGACGUCGCCAACCGGCAGGAGAUCUGAACAAGUGACAAAGACACACACUUGGAAAAGCAUGUCCUCCCCGAGAACCUCUCAAGAAGCUGAAAAAAUGGCGCCGAGUGAAAUUUCCCUCGAUGAGAUUUUCACUCCACCUCGGUCAUUGACGUCGGAUCAUGGGGCGACAAUCUCGAGAAAGUUGGCCAAGAUUUACGAAAAGCAACGAGAGCAACAAGGCGAGCCGGGCAGGAGGCCCAGUAAUCCUACUGGCUCUUUGAACAUGAAAAAGCGGCAUUCGACGACGCCUGAAGUCAAGAUCGACCUCGAGGACGUCUUCAGAACCAGGAAAGAAGAGACCAAGGUUAGUUAUGAGCUUCUAUGAACAAUUAGCCUGGGAUAAACGCGAAAAAUCAAGCUCACGACUUCAAAAUAAAACUUGAUUCAUGACAAUUCAAGGAGAAUAUUCGCUCCAACGAACAUUCUGUAUGAUAUUUUCGGCUAGGUUUUUUUUUUGCAAACUUCAAGCAAGAACAACCAGUCGAAGGCGUUUUACCUUAUAGCGAUUUAAAAAAACUUGUAAAUCUGAUAAUUAAUACACUAUUUUUUUCGUAAUAUCUCAACAUUCCAAGGAAACUUAUCGACUUUCAGGUAUCCCAAGAAGGAGAAAAGAGCAAAGAACACGACCUUCACGAGAAGAGGUAGGUUCUGUUUGUUUUCUGAUAGCUUAUCAUUAUCAAGUAGAUACUCCUGACACACCCUUACAAGGAAGGUAAUUUCUCCUUGUGGUUCGGAAUUUCCUCGCGACAUUACUCCUUCUUAUACCAGUUGGAAAUCCUAUGCCUCUCAAGAAAUCAAAAAUCACUCAAGAGAAAAAAGUCAAUACAACUCAUUUGUAACGGUUUUUUCAAACUUUGAACUCUAUUGCGGGAAUUUUUCGCGGAGUUGUGCGUUUCAGAAUCUUCAACUGAUACAUCAAAGAGUAUCCUAGCCAAUUUUCAAAAUCUUAAAUAACCUUUCUUAUUGGAAUUUUUUGUGAUCGAUUACUUUAAAAAUUUUCUGUACAUUGUUUCCUUCAAUAUUAUUGAGCAAAUUGACCUUUCCAUUUUUCUAGAACUAUUUUAAACGUCUUCAGCUCCUUCGACGACUACUACCUCUCCACGGUAGACGACUUUUUCAACGAGAAAAUCAACUACAAGGAAAACGACACCCAGACGCGGAAAGUCUCUGAAUUUGUCGACGACCUCUUCGGCAAAUCGUUCGACGAAGCGACCAACGUCUUCAGAAGCAAAAAGAACCAGAAAAAGUCCUACGAUUCGCGGACAGACACCUCGAUUGACCGGAAAACCACACCAUCUGCAGACUCUGAAGAUAUAAUGAGGCUCAUUUUUUCAAAGCCGGCUGAUCCUCCAAAGGAUUCUGAAACUGAGACCCGGAAUGAGUACCACCGGACAAAAGUCGUCGACAUUCGUGAUGCAACUUCUACUUCUUCUACUUCGAACUCUUCUAAACCGGCUAACCGACCGCAGGAUGAGGAGGUAAGAUUUUCACCAAAGUUUCAAGGAUCAGACAAAUUUUGAAUAGGUAAUUGAGUUUAGAGACUGAGAACAUUAUUUAAUUUUAUUUACUUCAAAAAGUCCAUUUAUUAUAACUUCCUGGAAACGAUAAGAGGAGGUCCAAAUAAACUAUUUCUCAGGCCGAUUCAUUGAUCAAUAAUUCCAAUCUCCUUUCAAAAUAAAAUCGAUGUUUUUUCAUACCAACUUUUUUUUUGGUCUUGAAAAUCAUCCUGGGUGUAUUUUGAAACACCUUGGUCGCGUUUGGAAUGUCUCAACUUGCGUUGCGGUUUAAAGCUGGCCGCAAUAAAUUUGAGAAUUUGCUUAGGGACCGCAAGCCAUUUCUUCAGAACGAUUCAAAAAAUAUGUUUUUCACAUUGUUCGAUAGAGGAGACUGUCCAUUUUCAUAUUCCGUUUAGUUUUUGAAAAAAGCUUCACUAAGAAAAAAGUUAUGGCCAAAAAACGAGCGCGCGCGGCGUACAACUGGAGGCAAAAUCUCACGGUUUACCCGCUGCCGCACGCUUUCUUUUUAAAUGUUUUUGCGCGUUUCUGGACCGUUUUUAAAUCGGUUUUCUGUUUUUGAGAGGUUGUCCGAACUGAGCCUCAUGUUUUGGUAUGAAACUUUUUGUACAAUCCUCAUUAGAAUUUUUUUGAUAAAAAUAUCAAAAAAACUACCUAGAAAAAAAGGUCAAAGGGAUUUUUUUCAGCUUAUUUUUUUCUUUUUUUCUACUCAGAAAAAAAUUAUUAUCAUUUAAUUUGAAAAAAAGAAAAAAAUGAAAAAAAUAAUGUUAUUUCGAAAUAAAAACAGGAAAAAAGUGCAAUUUGACUCCGAAAAAAACGGCUCCUGCGACAUUUAAAAGGGGCGCAUCGGUGUGUUUGAUGCAAACACUGCUACGGACGCUUGCACGAAAUCUUCCGAAAUUUCAAAAAAAUUGCCAUUUUUUUCGAGGUUUUUCAAAGCCGUUAUUUUUUUCGCGUCGAUCGACUUUUUUUCAUAAUUUUUUUCAUUGAUAGAAUUUUUGAACGCUUAAUAACAUAAUCAAAAAAAUAUAGACGCGAUCCUAUUCUCUCAUGCGUCAACGAGGCAGGCGAAAAAAAGGAGGUUUUUGGUAAAAUUCAAAAAAAUAAUUUGAUUCGCUGUCCCAAUAAUUAUUUUUCAUUUUGAAUUUUUUUAUUUUUUUGGACACACUGUUAGUUUUUAAAUCAAAUAAAAAAAGUAUACCAUGUCGCUGAAAUUUUUUUCGCAUUUCAGCUUCAAAGUUUGGUGUCACUUUACAAGCUUCAAUAUUUUUUUCGCGUCGGUAGAUUUUUUUAUUUUCACUCAAAAAAAUAAAGAAAGUGUUAAUGUAUAACAUACUUAAAAAUUUAGAAGCGUUCCUCACUUGCUUUUUCUGAAACGCGACGAUUUUGUGAAACUUGUCAGUUUUUGUCGUGUUAAAUCUUACUUUUUUUCGCUUAUUUUUUUGAAAAAAAUACAUAGUUUUAAAAAAAUAUUCAGUCUUGUAGAGCGUUGUCGAUUACAUAGCUUAACAGAAACAGUUCAUUUUUAAAGUGGGACUUUAGCUAGUAUAAACGCCUCAAAACCGUUUUUGCAACAAAAAAAUCGUCAUUUUGGUGGCGUGAAGGGGCGGGGCUUUGCGCCCCCUAAAUUUGCUCUAAUCAUACCUUCACGCGUAAGUUACAUCUUAAAGCAACCGCUUCUCCGCCGCUACCUGUUGAGCCAUUUCACAUGCGACCAACAAAACUUCUAAUUCUGCCUAGUAUAUCAAAAAGUCAUCUUUGUUUUUUAGAUUCUCGAGAUCGAAGUGCAAAACGACUACUUCUACAUCCGAGGCUCCUACGCUCUUUUGAUUCCAAAAAGCGACCCACUGGGCCAGCUUCUUCAGAAGCUGCAUGACGAGUCCGACUCCUUGGCCUCGUUAGACUUCACCCUUGCUCCAAAGCUCAAGAAGUUGCUUCUGAGUUGUCUGCAGGAAAAAGCGCUACACCGAAAGUCCACAGGUACUUUUACUACAGUAAUCCGCACGAUUUAAAAUAGGUAAAGUUAAAAUUAUUCUUUCAGAAGACUUUUGACUCUAUUCGGCUUAUAUGCUCUUUUUACCAUCCAGAAACCUAGCUUGAAUCUAUUCCCUCUCAAUUUUCUUGAAAAAAAAAAACUGACUUAAAAUUUCCAGACGAUCCGAUCUCCUGGAGGGGCAGAAAUCUGACGGCUUCUGUCGACCACGCUUCGGCGACCUUCUUGGAGAUGAACGCCAACAAGUACCAUCCAACUGAAAAUCCUCAGGUAUAAUUUCAGAAUUUCUGUUAUCGAAAAAAGUGUUCAGGGCAUUGUCAACUUCUGUACGGCUGUCAACAACAUUUGCGCUCCAUUGCUAACAGAACGGUUCAAAAAUCGGGAUCUUUAUGUUCCAGAACCAGAACACCUUCUGAAUUAUCCACCGAUGGGCGGUUAUUCGAGGUUAUUUUUUUGGAAAAUAAAAAAAAACUUGAGAAAAAGCUGACGCGAGAGAUCAGAGGCAGCUAGACGAGAUUAUAGAUAAAUAUAAAAUUCAUUUUUUUUCUCUGACAUCUCUUCGGCCCACCGUUGAUCUCUCACUUCUUGGAGGCUCUAACAGUUCUUCAAGAUCAGCUCCGUCGAGCCAAAAUUAACACUAAAAAAAGUAUAGAUAAUAUUUAAAUUGAAAUAUGAGUUCUUUCAGCACAAAAGAAGCGUUAUCGAAGUAUUUCGCUGAACAUUUUGGCGCCGAUGUUCCAAGUUCUGAAUUGGUCCUCACACCGGCGACCAAAACGGGUUACGACGUGCUGAGCUAUAGUCUUUUCGAGGCUGGAGGUUAGUUGGAUGAUAGUUAACAUGGAAAAAGUAGCAGCAAAGCUCAGAAACAGAUUGCGAUUAUUCAAAAUCUCAAUAAGAAAAAAAAAAUCAAGAACUAACUUUAAAAGAAAAAAAUUAUCCGUGGAGCGCAAGAUUUUUUUCGAGAGCAGCUUUCAUUUGAAAUUUUGAAGAGAGCUUCUUGAUGUUAAGUUUUUGUACAUGAUAGCCAUUUCCAAUUUUUCGGCAUGAAAAUUAAAGUUUAUUGAGAAAUUCUUUCGGUUUGAAACGCUUGCAUUUGAUGUUAAAUUUCAAACUUUAACUUUUAUUUUCAGACAUAAUCCUAACCAACGGGCCAGCCUACGCCGGUACCAUAUCCAAUUGUGAAGAACGCGCUCAAUGUCACGUUGAAGUUGUCGAGGUGAAAAAAUUACAUUUUAAAAUGUCAAUUCAUUUCUCUUUUUUUAACAUUUUUCAUUUUCAAAUUCGAUCCAAAAAGUUCAAAAGGGUCAUCCAAAAGCUUUAAAAAGUGUGAAAACUCUGUUUUUCUAAUUAUUAACUGACAAAUUCCACUAUAAGAUUCAUCUACAGUACCGCUCAAAAAGUCUAUUAAGUUUUGGUUUUUUUGGGGAUAAAUUUUUUUGAAGUGCGAUAUCGAUUCAAAUUUUUCAUAGUUUUUCUGAGAGAGACAUACGUGUUCUGGCAAAAUUUCAAGUUGCUAGCUCAAAGAAUAA